Vicia villosa (hairy vetch) is the source of this 303-nucleotide messenger RNA. RefSeq lists its product as uncharacterized. The transcript has a single exon. The record is from RefSeq and is a predicted model, not a curated record. NCBI's taxonomy places the organism in Eukaryota, Viridiplantae, Streptophyta, Magnoliopsida, Fabales, Fabaceae. The coding region runs from base 1 to 303 and encodes 100 amino acids.
AUGGAAGAUUGUGGCUUAACAGAUUUAGGCUUUCAAGGGCACCCUUUCACAUGGUCUAAUGGCAGAAAAGGAAAAGAUAACAUUCAAUGUCGCUUGGACAGAGCUAUUGCGUCUCAUAGUUUCCUUAAUAGAUUUUCACCAAUUAGAGUUAUUCACUUGCCCAGAUAUGGUUCGGAUCACGCUGCUUUGAGGAUUGAUUUGGAAGCUGACUCUGGAAACUUAAGCAGGAAAAGGUAUCAUUUGUUUAGAUUUGAAGAGGCGUGGAGCAGAGACAGUAAAUGUGAAGAGACCGUGAAGGAUUAG